This is a messenger RNA of Teleopsis dalmanni, 1029 nucleotides long. Its product is annotated as probable cytochrome P450 313a4. Lineage: Eukaryota; Metazoa; Arthropoda; Insecta; Diptera; Diopsidae. Gene Ontology annotation, molecular function: heme binding; monooxygenase activity; oxidoreductase activity, acting on paired donors, with incorporation or reduction of molecular oxygen. The transcript is spliced from 4 exons. The record is from RefSeq and is a predicted model, not a curated record. Bases 1 to 1029 code for a protein of 342 amino acids.
AUGAAAGACUGCAAAAGUCAUACCGUUUGCUGCUGGAUAGGAUUAUUUCCAAUAAUAUUGACAGCUGAUCCAGAUAUUGCUUCAAGCGUUUUGCGCUCUAAAGAACUGCUUAACAAAGCAAAAACAAUGUAUUAUCCACUAGAUCUUACAUUUAAAAAUGGAUUAGCUGCAAUUCCAGCAACUCAAUGGGUCCAUAAUCGGAAGAUGAUUGAUCCGUCGUUUACAAAUAAGGUACUUGUAAGUUUCUUUCCAAUAUUUAAUAAAGCCAAGGAUGAUCUGAUAGAAAGGUACAGCGUUCUCGUGGAUAAUAAGGAGCACAACAUUUUAAAGUCGUUACAAACAUUGAGUUUAGGCAUAACCGUAGGUAAAAAGGUGUUAACUGGUUUAAUUCAAGCUAAGCUAAAAAGAGAUAUAAAUACAAGCAAUAACAACUCAAAUACGGAGACAAGUGAUCUUAACAACAUAGCCUCAAAUUCUACAGUACCGUCAAUACGGAAAGAACCAAAAAUAUUUAUUGAUCAAGCUAUAAAAUUAUACCAAAAUCAACAGUAUACAUGGGAUCACAUUAUAAGUGAAUCUAAUACAAUUGUUACAACGUCAUUCGAGACCUCUGCUAAUGCCGUCUACUCUACUCUUGUCAUGUUGGCAAUGCAUCCAGAGGAACAACAGCGAUUAUUUGAAGAAAUUUUAGAUGUGUUCCCAGAGAAAGACUUUUAUGUUGACUUUGAUCAAUUAAACCAACUGCCAUAUUUGGACCUCGUAAUAAAUGAAACGCUUCGCUUAGCUCCUUCAGUUCCCGUAAUAGGACGUCAUGUUAUGAAAGAUACGCAAAUCGGUGAACAUAAUUUUCCCAAAGAUAUUCAGAUUAUAAUUUCAAUAUUUCAUCUUCAUCGGAGGACUGAUAUUUGGGGUCCAAAUGCAGAUAAAUUUGAUCCAGAACGUUUUUCAGUAGAAAAUUUUGGAGAAAAGCAAAAGAAUGCGUUCAUUCCCUUCUCAAAAGGAGUUAGAAAUUGUAUUGGUAAGCCGUGA